Molecule: messenger RNA, 2043 nt
Organism: Penicillium canariense
Lineage: Eukaryota; Fungi; Ascomycota; Eurotiomycetes; Eurotiales; Aspergillaceae
Product: potassium channel family protein
Exons: 3
Coding region: 1-2043 (680 amino acids)
Biological process (GO): stabilization of membrane potential; potassium ion transmembrane transport
Cellular component (GO): membrane
Molecular function (GO): potassium ion leak channel activity
Source: RefSeq, a predicted model, not a curated record
AUGAAUGACCCCGGCCUGGACAAUGCAAUCGCCGACGAGGCGAAUGCCCUGGAUUUCUUCCACUCUGAUGGUGCGGGGCGUAGUGUCCCUGAUGCUGAGGAUGGCAAAAGCCAUCAGAUAACUGCUCAAUAUCCACACGCAGGACGGUGGUGGCUUGCGAGUACAGCAUACCCAUUGGCAGCAGGAACCUUCGGGCCCAUGGCGAGUGCCUUCAAUAUCUGCUCACUGUCGCAAAAAUGGCGCAUGGAGAUACUUCCUGGCGGCGGAGAACGAGACAUCGCGGAUCCAACAUGGGUCAUCGCGCUUAACACAGUCUCACUUGUCUGUGCAAUAAUCGCAAACUUGGCCCUUUCAUUAAACAUGGCACGGCGCAUUCGCUUUGAGGUUGCACAGCCGAUCAUCAUCAUCGGAUGGUAUAUUUCAUCCGUUUUGCUGAUCGGAAUCCUUGUCGGCUUGGGAGUCCUCAUGUACCAACCCCAGAACGCCGGGUACGUGUACACCCAGGGGUAUUUCUACGGAGCCUACGCCGCUGGGCUCUAUUUCAUCAUCUCAUCCUUGCUGGUCGUGACUGCGUACGGUGCCUAUAAGAAUCACUACAGCCGCGAGUACAAAUUGACUACCAGUCAGAGAACUCUGAUGCUCCAAACUAUCGUCUUUUGCAUCUACCUUCUGGGCGGCGCAGCAGUUUAUGCAAAAAUAGAAAAUUGGCGGUUCUUGGAUGCACUCUACUGGGCGGAUUACACAUUACUAACUAUUGGUGUGGGUAAUUUCGCACCCGUGACCCAUCUUGGCCGAGGUUUGCUCUUCCCUUAUGCGGUUGGAGGCAUUGUGAUUCUUGGUCUGAUCAUCUCCUCUAUCCGGACGCUGACGCUGGAGCACGGACGACAAAAGAUCGCGGACCUCUUAACAGCACGCGCCCACAAGUUCUUGGUGAAGGAGGCGUUCUCAAGUCACAGCCAUCUGCCUGGACUGGUACCCAACUUGCGCGUCGCUGAACCCGACGAAGACGAGCUCAGCGACCGCGAAAGACAAAAGCGAGAAUUUAUUACCAUGCGACGCGUUCGACAAUUGGCAACCGUACAGCACAAAUGGAUCUCACUCACAAUGUCCAUGAUCAUGUGGAUGGGCCUAUGGCUCAUCGGCGCGGUGGUCUUCUGGCGUUCCGAGGUGCAUCUCCAAUGGAGCUACUUUGAGGCCCUCUACUUCGCCUAUACGACCCUUCUUACUAUCGGUUACGGCGACCUCUACCCCGUCAGCAGUCUCGGCAAAUCAUUUUUCGUCUUCUGGUCCCUUCUCGCGGUGCCAACCAUCACAAUCCUGAUCUCCAAUAUUGGCGACACCCUCAUCCGUUUCGUCCGCGACAUCACCCUCUUCCUUGGUGAAAUCACCAUUCUCCCAGGUGACGUGCCUUUCCUCGACCGCAUCAAAGGCGUCUUUCACAUUUCCUGGACGGACCUGUGGCUCCAAGAAACAACAGGCGAGAAGAAAGCCACGCAAGACAUUCCAAAUGACCCAGGCGAAUACACUGAAGAGAGCGCCGUAAACGCGCGCCACACGAUCGAGGCCGAGGAACACAAGAAAGAAGAGUCUGCUCGCCGCCGCGGCGACGUCGCCGCCGAGAACGUGCACCACUACCACUACCUGCUGUUCCGGGAAGUGCGCAAGCUGAUGGAGCUCUCCGCCAAUAAUCUGUCGAAGGAGUUUGACUACCUCGAAUGGGAGUACUAUCUGGGCCUGAUCUCGGGGAAACAUAAACCGCCUACUGAGGCGAGCGCGGCCCAGACAAAGGAGGAUGUGGAGCGGGAGAAAAAGUUUCGGGAGUGGAGCUGGAUUGAUAAGAAGAAUCCGUUGCUAGGGGAUAAGAGUGAGGUUGAGUGGUUGCUCAAUGCCUUGAUGGAGGCGUUGGAGCGCGAGUUGAGGCAGUCCAGUCGGGCUUAUCAUUCUCCGGAGGGUAGUGAGGGUAGUGAUCAUUCCGAGAGUAAUGGUGUCGCUGGAAUUGGGACGGAGGAGGCUCCUGAGCCGGGCAGUGCUAGGGAGGAUUAA